This is a messenger RNA of Leguminivora glycinivorella, 1189 nucleotides long. Its product is annotated as coiled-coil domain-containing protein 43. The transcript is spliced from 4 exons. The record is from RefSeq and is a predicted model, not a curated record. Bases 16 to 621 code for a protein of 201 amino acids. NCBI's taxonomy places the organism in Eukaryota, Metazoa, Arthropoda, Insecta, Lepidoptera, Tortricidae.
UGACAUUUAGUCAAUAUGGCGGCAGCGGUAACCGACUUUGAGCCAUGGUUAAACGAUAAAUUAAAAUCAUUAAAAACCGAUGAAGGUGUGUUUGGAUCAUAUAUAUCAGGAAUUUUAGAAGGCGAGGAUACUAUUGACGAAAAAAGAGAUGCUUUAGAGGGUCUUCUGUCUGAAAUAGUGGAGAAUGAUAUAUCGAUCCAUGUCACUGAAAUAUUAGAAAAAUGGGAAUCAAGUCGCCCUUUGGAAGAAGCUCCAAAGCCAGCUGCAGAUGUAGAUAUUCAGUUAACAAAAUUAUUGGAAUCUCAGUCCCUCGCCACCACCACGCGACGCGAGUACACAGAUGAAGAGAAAAAGAUCCGAGAAGCAAUAUUAUCGCAGUACAGUCAGCUAUCAGAUAAUGAGGCUGAUGCGGAAAAUGUGGAAGAAACUGAGAGUUCAGACCUAGUAAAGAACACCAAUGCUCUGGAUGUAGCAGCUGCUGCGAGAGAGCGCCGAGAGCAAGCACGUCUUGAUGCACAGCGUAAGAAGGAAAAAGAUAAAGAGGAUAGAGAAAAACAAAAACAACUAAAGGAAGAAAAGAAGGAAAAACGCAAAACACAAAAGGGAGAAAGGAAGCGGUAGCAGCUUCUUAAUGUAGAGAGUUUUUUUAGGGUGCUCCAAAUUAUGUAGUAAUAGAUAAAUCUGCUGGAUAUUAUUAUGUCUUGGAAUUAUCUUUUAGCUGCAUUCAUGACUUCUAGGUAUUUGUAACUAUAUUUUUAAAAUAUUUGUCUUGAAAAACAAGCACCCAAGAAAAAACACAUUUUAAGCAAUGUUCUAACAGAAUAAUUCCAAGACAUUUACCCUUAUAAAAAGUAUGAUUUCUAUUGCAUAGUCUUACCAAAUUGCAUUUAUGAAACUGAGAAUUUCAUUAUAAAGUGAUUCAUAUCAAUUGAUUUUGACAAAUGUAACAUUCAUUUGCAAAGAUUUUCAUUGUAGCAAAUAAUGUAUCUCCUGUCAAGAGUAUAUUAAGCCAUUUAUUUAUAAAGAUACCAAUCUAUAUGCUUUAUAUUUGACAGAUACCAAUUCUCUUGUAACAUACAGUAUUUUGCCUUGUAUUGAAAUAGUGAAAAAUAAUAAAAUAAUUGGGUUGUAGUGCUUUCAUUAUUCUUAAUAGUUGUUAUUUAUUAUAUAUACAUUAUAAUGAAACAUG